GCGAAUCAGAGAUUAUCCUUGCCACGCCCUCCUUCUUUGUGUACAUUCAUGCUACAGAGUUGCAGAGCUAGCUCUGUUCAUGCUACUAUACUAUUAAAAGAUGGCUGAUUUUCUGAGCCAAUUCACCCAGUUGCCAAGUGGAGAGGGACCUAGUAGUGACAUGAAGGCCUUUAGAGAGGUGUUUGGAGCCGCUAAGAACAUUGUCGUGCUGUCUGGAGCUGGUAUGAGUGCAGAGAGUGGAGUGCCCACAUUCAGGGGAGCUGGUGGCUAUUGGCGUACCUACCAAGCUCAACAGUUGGCCACUCCAGAGUCAUUCAAAGCUGAUCCUUCGCUUGUCUGGGAGUUCUAUAGCUAUCGACGAGAGGUCAUGCAUUCCAAGUCUCCUAACCCCGCCCACAAAGCCAUUGCAGAACUGGAGGCCAGACUAAAACCCCAGGGACGAAGUGUUACCGUAAUAACACAGAACAUAGAUAGGCUCCAUCAUAAGGCCGGCUCUGAGAGCGUCGUUGAACUACACGGGUGUUUGUUCAGGACACGCUGUACCAAGUGUGGAGAUAUUACUGAUAAUAACGAGUCCCCCAUCUGCCCUGCACUCAAGGACAAGGGAGCACCUGAUCCAAACGCAAUGUCUGCAGAUAUCCCAGUGUCUGACCUGCCAAGCUGCAGUAAGUGUCAUGGUCUCCUCCGCCCACACGUGGUGUGGUUUGGAGAGCCUUUAGAGGGAGCUGUGCUAUCAGCAGUGGAUGAAGCACUGGAACAGUGUGACCUCUGUCUACUGGUGGGCACAUCGUCUGUGGUCUAUCCUGCAGCUGGUUUUGCCCCCCGAUUAGCGGCAAGGGGUGUGUCUGUAGCAGAGUUUAACCUUGAACCUACGCCAGUCACUGGAUCACUCAAGUACCAUUUCCAAGGCAAGUGUGGGGAGAUACUUCCCGAAGCUGUGAAAAGGCAUCCAUCAGAACCAGAGCAAUAGAAUCGUCAUAGCUAUAUGUACAUAUUGAAUUAUCGUACCAGUAACUAAAUUCUCAUCCAUUUUUGUCCUAUUUUUUUUAUUUUAUUGUGUUUGUCCACCAGUUCUGAAUUACUAACAUACAAUGAAUCAAAUGUGAAUACUAAGUCUAUUAAA
Messenger RNA from Halichondria panicea, 1123 nucleotides. RefSeq names its product NAD-dependent protein deacylase sirtuin-5, mitochondrial-like. The transcript has 8 exons. NCBI's taxonomy places the organism in Eukaryota, Metazoa, Porifera, Demospongiae, Suberitida, Halichondriidae. The coding region runs from base 101 to 970 and encodes 289 amino acids. Gene Ontology annotation, molecular function: protein-succinyllysine desuccinylase activity; protein-malonyllysine demalonylase activity; NAD+ binding. The record is from RefSeq and is a predicted model, not a curated record. Gene Ontology annotation, cellular component: nucleus.